CUCUUCUUCUCUUCUCCUUACUAUCUCUUUCUCUCCAAUCUUAUUCCAUCAUGUCUGUCCAGACGGUUUCCAUCCAGCCCUUCACUGACCAGAAGCCUGGAACCUCCGGCCUUCGCAAGAAGGUCAAGGUCUUCCAGCAGGCCAACUACUCUGAAUCUUUCAUUACUAGUAUUCUUCUGUCGAUCCCCGAGGGUGUUGAGGGUUCCUUCCUCGUCAUUGGUGGCGAUGGCCGUUACUACAACCCUGAGGUCAUCUCCAAGAUCGCAAAGAUCAGUGCCGCUUAUGGCGUGAAGAAGCUGUUGGUUGGACAGCAUGGCAUUAUGAGCACUCCGGCCGCUAGCAACCUCAUUCGCGUGAGGAAGGCAACUGGUGGUAUCCUCUUGACUGCCAGUCACAACCCCGGUGGUCCCGAGAACGACUUUGGUAUCAAGUACAACUUGGCCAACGGUGCUCCCGCCCCCGAGGGCGUUACCAACAAGAUCUUCGAGACUGCCAAAACCCUCACCUCCUACAAAUACCUCGAUGUUCCCGAUGUCGAUACCUCCACCAUCGGCAUCAAGAACUACGGCCCCCUCGAGGUUGAGAUUGUUCACUCUACUGCCGACUACGUGACCAUGAUGAAGGAGAUCUUCGAUUUCGAUUUGAUCAAGGAGUUCCUUAGCUCCCACAAGGACUUCAAGGUCCUGUUCGACGGCAUGCACGGUGUGACCGGGCCUUACGGCGUGGAUAUCUUCGUCAAGGAGCUCGGUCUGCCCACCAGCAGCACAAUGAACUGCCAGCCCAAGCCGGACUUUGGCGGCGGUCACCCCGACCCCAACCUCGUGUACGCCCACGAGCUUGUCGAGGCCGUUGACGCCAACGGCGUGCACUUCGGUGCCGCCAGUGAUGGUGACGGUGACCGUAACAUGAUCUACGGUGCCAACAGUUUCGUCUCCCCCGGUGACAGCUUGGCUAUCAUUGCCCACCACGCCAAGCUCAUCCCCUACUUCCAGAAGCAGGGUGUAUACGGCCUGGCCCGCUCAAUGCCCACCUCCGGAGCCGUAGACCGCGUGGCUAAAGCGCAAGGCCUACAGAGCUACGAAGUGCCCACCGGCUGGAAGUUCUUCUGCAAUCUUUUCGACGAGAAGAAGAUGUCGAUUUGUGGCGAAGAGAGCUUCGGCACGGGUAGCAACCACAUCCGCGAGAAGGACGGCCUAUGGGCCGUCGUUGCCUGGUUGAACAUCAUUGCCGGUGUCGCCAAGCAAAAGACUAGCGAGACCCCCAGCAUUGGCUCCAUCCAGAACGAGUUCUGGCAGACCUACGGCCGCACCUUCUUCACCCGCUACGACUACGAGAACGUCGACAGCGAGGGUGCCAACAAGGUCGUCGGCACUCUGUCCGACCUGGUCGCCAACCGCGACACCUUCAUUGGCUCGGAAAUCGCCGGCCGCAAGGUCGUCGACGCUGGCAACUUCUCCUACACCGACCUCGACGGCAGCGUCUCCAAGAACCAGGGCCUGUACGCCAAGUUCGAUGACGGCAGCCGCAUUGUCGUUCGUCUUUCCGGCACCGGCAGCAGCGGUGCUACUAUCCGUCUGUACGUUGAGCGCUACGAGGCCGACAAGUCCAAGUUCGGUCUCACUGCUCAGGAGUACCUGGCUGAUAACAUCUCGCUGUCCCUCUCUCUGCUCAAGUUCAAAGAGUAUGUUGGCCGCGAGGAGCCUGAUGUUAAGACCUAAGUUUGGUUAGGUUGUUAGGGUUAAUGUGGAACCUGCUGGAUGGGGAUCACCUUUUAAUUGUUUUGCAGUUUUAUCUGAACGCGAGAAGAAUGAUGAUCGAAAAGCAGUAUCAAGAUUAAAAUAUUAUACUUUGGCAGGAGAUAGAAACUGUAUCUUUAUCAUAAUCCGAGCCUGGCUUAUCUUAAAUUCAGACCUCCAGCUCUGCUAAUGAAGUAUAUGCAUUAUUGUCCUCUGUG
Messenger RNA from Penicillium samsonianum, 1954 nucleotides. RefSeq names its product phosphoglucomutase PGM2 (gene pgmA). NCBI's taxonomy places the organism in Eukaryota, Fungi, Ascomycota, Eurotiomycetes, Eurotiales, Aspergillaceae. The coding region runs from base 51 to 1718 and encodes 555 amino acids. Gene Ontology annotation, cellular component: cytosol. The transcript has 3 exons. Gene Ontology annotation, molecular function: magnesium ion binding; phosphoglucomutase activity. Gene Ontology annotation, biological process: carbohydrate metabolic process. The record is from RefSeq and is a predicted model, not a curated record.